AUGCUCCUCCCGCGCGCUUAUCUUGGCCUCAUCAAAAGUACCCCUGGGAAGAGGACAGCUGGGGUGACAAGAUUGCUGAACCCCCAGCAUGGAGCCCCUCUCAGCCCGAGGGCGUGUGGUAUGCUGGGAACGGUGGUUGCAAAAUAUGGAAACCAAGCUGACUGUUUCUGGCGUCAGUGCGACGCAGCAGAGCUCGCGUCUCCGGUUGCUGGGGCCGCUGUGGGUUCCCAUGGGCGCUCUGACAGGCCCAAGGAGGUGAGCGACCAGCCCCGCUGUGGCCUCGCCUGGCUACCUCCAGCCCCUUCCUCCCCCCAGCACAACCUCUCCUCCCACCACACGGGAAAGGGGGCGCCGAGGCGGUGGUCGCCGCGCCGCGCGCCUCCCCCACCAGCCUUUGUCGCCGCCGCGCUUGGUCGUUACCGAACCCCCACCCCCGCCCUGACCGCGGGCGCUCUCCCUAACUCCCUCCUUCCCGGCCCCCCGCAGCUCCUCCAAGGCCUUGGUCAGGAGUUCGCGCCUACCAGGACGCCUCAAAUCCACGGGCAGUUUGUCUCCUCGCGCGCUAACAACUUUCUCUGUUUAAUGCGAGCGCGGGGGAGGGAGGCGGCCAAACUUUCCGCGGAGCAGAAAGGCAGCGGCGGGCCGCGCUGCCGCCCCGGCCUGCUCUUCGGUGCUAAUCCCUUCAGAGGCCGUAUUUUAGAUAUCCCCUGUAAAGUGUGCGGCGACCGCAGCUCGGGGAAACACUACGGGGUCUACGCGUGCGACGGCUGCUCGGGGUUUUUCAAACGGAGUAUCCGCAGGAACAGGACGUAUGUCUGCAAAUCUGGAAACCAGGGAGGCUGCCCGGUGGACAAGACACACAGAAACCAGUGUAGGGCGUGUCGGCUGAAGAAGUGUUUGGAAGUCAACAUGAACAAAGAUGCGGUGCAGCACGAGCGGGGGCCUCGGACAUCCACCAUUCGCAAGCAGGUGGCUCUCUACUUCCGUGGACAUAAGGAAGAGAACGGGGCGGCGGCGCACUUCCCCUCGGCAGCGCUGCCCGCGCCAGCCUUCUUCACCGCAGUCACGCAGCUGGAGCCGCAUGGCUUGGAGCUGGCCGCCGUGUCCGCCACCCCAGAGCGGCAGACUCUCGUGAGUCUGGCUCAGCCCACGCCCAAGUACCCCCAUGAAGUGAAUGGGACCCCAAUGUAUCUGUAUGAAGUGGCCACAGAGUCAGUGUGUGAAUCAGCUGCCAGGCUUCUGUUUAUGAGCAUCAAGUGGGCUAAGAGUGUACCAGCUUUCUCCACGCUAUCUUUGCAGGACCAGCUGAUGCUUUUGGAAGAUGCUUGGAGAGAACUGUUUGUUCUAGGAAUAGCACAAUGGGCCAUUCCGGUUGAUGCUAACACUCUACUGGCUGUAUCUGGCAUGAAUGGUGACAACACAGAUUCCCAGAAGCUGAACAAGAUCAUAUCUGAAAUACAAGCUUUACAAGAGGUGGUGGCUCGGUUUAGACAACUCCGGUUAGAUGCUACCGAAUUUGCCUGUCUAAAAUGCAUCGUCACUUUCAAAGCUGUUCCUACACAUAGUGGUUCUGAACUGAGAAGUUUCCGGAAUGCUGCCGCCAUCGCAGCCCUUCAAGACGAGGCUCAGCUAACCCUCAACAGCUACAUCCAUACCAGAUAUCCCACUCAACCCUGUCGCUUUGGAAAACUCCUGUUGCUUUUGCCAGCUUUACGUUCUAUUAGUCCGUCAACCAUAGAAGAGGUGUUUUUCAAAAAAACCAUCGGCAACGUGCCAAUUACAAGACUGCUUUCAGAUAUGUACAAAUCCAGUGACAUCUAAGCCCUGAGUCCCCACUUUUCAGGAUGGGGCAGUAUUUGAUGAACUUCUACCCACGGAGAACAAGCCUCAACUAACAAACCCUUCAGGAAGCAUAAACCUGGGAAUGUGUAGCCUUCAGGAAAAAAAAAUGCCAAUUGACACAAAACCGUUCCAGUGGCUUUGACCUACUGCCUCGCCCAGGGUAGGGCAGCCGGGAAAGA
Molecule: messenger RNA, 2021 nt
Organism: Hyaena hyaena (striped hyena)
Lineage: Eukaryota; Metazoa; Chordata; Mammalia; Carnivora; Hyaenidae
Gene: NR2E1
Product: nuclear receptor subfamily 2 group E member 1
Exons: 12
Coding region: 1-1821 (606 amino acids)
Biological process (GO): anatomical structure development; negative regulation of transcription by RNA polymerase II; cell differentiation
Molecular function (GO): nuclear receptor activity; RNA polymerase II cis-regulatory region sequence-specific DNA binding; zinc ion binding
Source: RefSeq, a predicted model, not a curated record